Archocentrus centrarchus (flier cichlid) is the source of this 1742-nucleotide messenger RNA. It is a transcript of the gene mymk, whose product is annotated as myomaker, myoblast fusion factor. Bases 174 to 1031 code for a protein of 285 amino acids. Gene Ontology annotation, cellular component: membrane. NCBI's taxonomy places the organism in Eukaryota, Metazoa, Chordata, Actinopteri, Cichliformes, Cichlidae. The record is from RefSeq and is a predicted model, not a curated record. The transcript has 6 exons.
UCAUGCUGCGUGGGAGUGUGAGUGCUGUAUAAGCAUCCUCAUUCACUCUAAACUAUAAGACACUCGUGGACUGUACCAGUUGAUAUUCCACUUUAAUGAACCAGAGGAACCUUUGAAGCCUAAAGGAUAAAUUGUCAUCUACAAGUUUUGAGUCAACCAUCUCUUCAGCAGCCAUGGGUGCAUUUGUUGCCAAGAUGCUGCUUCCUACAGUUAGCAGCCUGGUGUUCCUCCCUACAGCCAGUGUGGCUGCCAAGAGGGGCUUCCACAUGGAGGCCAUGGUCUACUUCUUCACCAUGUUCUUUACUGCGAUCUACCAUGCAUGUGAUGGACCAGGUCUCUCUAUCUUGUGUUUCAUGAGAUAUGACAUCCUGGAGUACUUUAGUGUUUACGGCACAGCACUCUCAAUGUGGGUCACACUUAUAGCUCUGGGUGACUUUGAUGAACCUCAGCGCUCCACUAUGACUAUGUUUGGAGUGUUGACCAUCGCUGUGAGGAUCUACCAGGAUCGCUGGGGCUAUGGGAUCUACUCCGGACCAAUCGGAUCAGCUGUCUUCAUCAUUACUGUCAAAUGGCUGCAGAAGAUGAAGCAGCUGAGGGCAGUUUAUCCAGAGAAGACAGUGUACACACAGCAGGUCGGUCCAGGCUGCUGCUUCGGUGCUCUCGCUCUAAUGCUGCGCUUCUACUUUGAGGAGUGGGACUACGCCUAUGUCCACAGCUUCUACCAUCUGUCUCUGGCUGUUUCCUUUGUGCUGCUGCUGCCAAAGAAGAAUCGCUAUGCAGGGACAGGACAAAAUGCUGCUAAGCUCAGCUGCUUCACUCUCUGUUGCUGUACCAUGUCCCCUGGUACUUCUAAAGACAAGAAAGACAAGCCAAAAAAGAAGUCACGUCGGACAGUGUGGACCAUCCCCACGGAAAAGCCAUGGGCACAAGGCUGCAGCACCCCCACGCUGCCACUUUACAGCCCUCCACCAUCCACACCUGUCAAAGGGACCAGUAUCAGUAAGCUCAAAGAGAUGAACGGCUGGAAGUGAACCCAAAAACACACCCACAUAUCAGUGUGAGUAACAAAGGAGGACUUCAUCUAGAAGGACAGGUGCAGAUAAAGGUCUGAAACUGAAAAAAUCACCAAAUAACUGUCAGCCAAAUGCUGAUAACCUUGUAUAUGGCUGGUAAGUUCAUCUACUUCAGCAGGAAAGCAACAAUCAUGUGAAUGUUCCUUUCUGCUCCAAGAAAUCAUUUUUGACUGGUAGAUUAUUUAAGAUCAGCACUGACUUUAGGAAUCCACCAGCAGAUAAAGAAAUAAAAGCACAGAAUUAGGGCUGUGGUGCCCUAAAACACCGAUUUAAAAAAAAAAAAAAAAAGGCCGUCUGAAGCUGAGGACAGGCAUCACACUACUAAAGAACACACGCAGCACGAACAGGGAGACGGUGGCUGAGACAAGCCAGUAAAACUGACUAGAAAAUUUAUGAGAAGAACAAACAGGCAGAUGGUUUAUCUCUCCAAAAUAUAUAAAUUGUCUUUAGAAAUGUUCCUCAUGGGAGACCCUUCGUCUGCUCGCCUCUGUCUGCCCUAUUCCCCUCCUCUUUUCUCUUUCCAGUCUCUCUCAAGGAAAGGAACCACGUGGCCUGUGAGAAUUAUAAGAUUGUAAAGCAACUUUUGCAUUUUAUGCAUCAUUGAGGUGCCAAAUAUGUCAUGUGGAGCAUCAGUGAUGGAAAGUAGUGGCCCAGACAUCAGUCUGACUG